Ilex paraguariensis (yerba mate) is the source of this 1573-nucleotide messenger RNA. The record is from the annotation of a GenBank genome assembly. NCBI's taxonomy places the organism in Eukaryota, Viridiplantae, Streptophyta, Magnoliopsida, Aquifoliales, Aquifoliaceae.
AUGGGAAGUGGUCUGCUUGCAACGACGUCGUCUUAUCAAAACGACACCGUAUUAUCAAAACGACACCGUCUAGAACAGUCCGCAACUGAAGCAAACAAGGGGUCCGCGGCGAGAGCAGAGCCCCAAAUCCAAAUGCAGGUGGCGAUUUUCCUCUCGACACCGUGCCAGAAGCUGAACCGCCACUAUCACCAUAACGCUCUCGCCUCAUCGCUGUCUGUAAUCGCCGGAGCUAAGAGACUCAUGGUCACCAUCGCCACCACUAGCAGUAACAACCCUGGUUCGUUUACGACGCUUCGCGAGAGAGUGACAUUUGAACGACAGAUCAAAAAAAGCAAAUUCAUCGCCAUUGCUGGUCCUAUCUCCGACGAACGCUCCGCCCAAUCCUUCCUCAAUGACGUUCGAGAUCCUCGUGCAACUCAUAAUUGUUGGGCAUAUAAGAUUGGUGAUCAAUACCGGAGUAAUGAUGAUGGUGAACCUUCGGGUACUGCUGGCAAACCAAUAUAUUCUGCAGUUGUUUCUUCAGGAUUAGAUAGAAUGAUGGUGGUUGUGAUCAGGUAUUUUGGAGGUAUCAAACUGGGUACUGGAGGACUAGUUAGGGCUUAUGGAGGAGUAGCAGCAGAAUGCUUGAGAAAUGCCCCAACUUGUCUUGUGAAAUCUAAAGUUCCUAUGGGUCUGGAGGUCCCGUUUGAUCUUUUGGGGGUUCUUUACCAUCAGGUAACACUGAUCCAAAGUGUGAUAGGAAUUAAAAGUGGUUUAUCACUUUGAUCGCACUUAUACUCUGUGCGAUAUAAAAUGAUCCUGGGCUCCGGGCCAAGUUAUUAUUCAUAGACCCUUCAAACAUUGUGAGAAAAUAUGCUGAUGGAAUAAAGUCUAUGUAAUUUGUAACAACCAUUGUGUCCCUAUUCUAAAACCAUCAAUAAUGAUUAAUAAUGUGAUUAGACUUUUGAGCACAUUUGAACUGCUCCUGGGAACCGUUGUUUUACAGCUUACUUCCUUCCCCCCCCCCCAAUGUGCUUUGGUGUUUUGCAGCUACAAUCUUUUCAAGUUGAGGACAUCAAGCAGGAUUAUGACACUGGUAAAGAUGGUACCUCCAUGGUCACUUUCAAGGUGGAUUUUGACAAAGUAGAGAGUUUGGAGGAAGCAGUUAAAGUCAAUUGUAGCCGAGAUAUUGUGUUCUAUAAGCACUGAUAUAGAUUUAAGCAGCCAUCAGUUGCCAAGAUCCUUAUUACAUUUGAGGCUGGCAUAGAGGUGACAAUUGUGGGACGAAUAGCUAGAGUCUGUUGCCAGCAUGAAGUCAAUGCAGACAGUUUAUACAGCAUUCAAUGCCAGAUGGAAGAUUCAGUUUUUUUGUGGCUUUUUUUCGCUGACACAACUGGACAUCUUGGGUUGCAAAAAACUCGAAUUUGCUGGAAAGGCGACUGUUGUUCUGAUGUCAGUUGCUGUAUAUACAACUUAAUGCACAUACAAAAUAUAUUCCUUUUGCUCCUUUUUUACGCGUCUGUCCCAAUUUUCUUCCAGCAAAGAUACAUUUUUGAUUUAUACAAUUGAAUGUAGUGACUAUAUUCUUAAUCAG